UUUUUUUUUUUUUUUUAAACAAAGUUUGGUGUGGCUUGAGGUGACUCCCAGCCUUGAGGAACCCUUUGAAAUAGCCUGGAGUCCAGACACCUGCUCUAGGGCCUCAGAGAGGGGAGACCAUUUUUCUCAAGGGAGUUUCCUGGCUCCUGAGGGCCAGAAGUUCUGGCCAUGAGGUGGGGCUCCCCAAAGCUCUGCCUCCACACCCUUCCCUCCCCCCAAGAUUCAUCUGAUCACUAGCAACAGGAGCUGGCUCUGCUGUGGGCUCCAGGUGCUGCCCGAGAGUGGACCAACCAGCCUCGCAGUGGCUAGCGUCUGAACGAGAAGGCCAGAGCCCACCGGUCCCAGGAAGCCUGAAGUCCCAGUAGGCCUCAGGCUACCUUCUUACCUAGGGUGGACUCGAUACUGGCUGAUGCCAGGUGAAGGUGAGAGGACCACCCCUCAAGUGGCCUGGAUUCCAAGCCAAUAGGGGCAGAAAGAUGGGGUAUGCCCCAGACCCCCGCAGCACCUUGGCCCCAAUUGAUGCCACAACUGAACCCAGUCUCAUCCCAGACCUCAUUGCCAGGAUCCCCUGGCCCCGCUGGGUAGUCUUUAUAGUUAUUCUCGCUGCUGGAGUCCUCCUGGUCUCCUGUCUGAUCUGUGUCAUCUGCUGCUGUUGCCACCGCCGCCGACCCAGGAAGCAACCCAAAGACAAAGAAGCUGUGGGCCUGGGCAGCGCUCAAAGCAGCACCACUACUCACCUGGUCCAGCCAGAUGUGGACUGCCUAGAGCCCUGCUCUGGGGGAGCUCAACAGUGGGGGCGACUGUUGCUCUCCCUGGAAUAUAACUUUGGAAGCCAGGAGAUUAAGGUGGGCCUGAGGCAGGCUGAAAACCUGAAGACAGAAGGCACAGCAGACCCCUAUGCCCGAAUCAGUGUUUCCACCCAGGCUGGGAGAAGACAUGAGACAAAGGUGCACCGUGGGACGCUCUGUCCCAUGUUUGAAGAGACGUGCUCCUUCCUAGUCCCACCCGCAGAGCUGCCCAGGGCCACUCUGAAGGUACAGCUGUUGGACUUCAAGCGGUUUUCAGAACACGAGCCACUGGGGGAGCUCCAACUACCGCUGAGCACUGUGGACCCUCAGCAUGUCCUGGAGAGCUGGUACCAGCUGGGCCCUCCAGGUACCACUGAGCCUGAGCCAAUGGGGGAGCUGUGCUUCUCACUGCGCUACGUGCCCAGCUCAGGCCGCCUGACUGUGGUUGUGCUGGAGGCUCGGGGCCUGGAUCCAGGGCUUGGAGAGACCUACGUGAAGGUACAGCUCAUGUUAAACCAGAGAAAGUGGAAGAAGAAGAAAACAUCCUCUAAGAAGGGCACAACUACCCCAUACUUCAAUGAGGCCUUCAGCUUCCUGGUUCCCUUUAGCCAGCUCCAGAAUGUGGACCUGGUGCUGGCUGUCUGGGCCCGUGGCCUACAGCUCUGGGCUGAGCCUGUGGGCAAGGUGUUGCUGGGUCCCCGGGCUUCAGGCCAACCCCUACAGCACUGGGCAGACAUGUUGGCCCAUGCUCGGCGGCCCAUCGCCCAGUGGCACCACCUGCAGUCCCCCAGGGAAGUGGACCGUGCUCUGGCCCUGCAGCCUCGUCGUCUUCCCCUACCUAGGCUUCACUCCUAAAAAAAAAAAAAAAAAAAAAAAAAAAACAGGUCUCAGUUUUCCCAAAUGGGGCUGUGGGCAGGCUCUUCAGAUCUCUGUAAUAAAUGCCUUUCUCUUUCUC
Messenger RNA from Psammomys obesus (fat sand rat), 1743 nucleotides. RefSeq names its product synaptotagmin 8 (gene Syt8). The record is from RefSeq and is a predicted model, not a curated record. NCBI's taxonomy places the organism in Eukaryota, Metazoa, Chordata, Mammalia, Rodentia, Muridae. Gene Ontology annotation, molecular function: clathrin binding; syntaxin binding; phosphatidylserine binding. Gene Ontology annotation, biological process: synaptic vesicle endocytosis; regulation of calcium ion-dependent exocytosis; cellular response to calcium ion. The coding region runs from base 477 to 1643 and encodes 388 amino acids. Gene Ontology annotation, cellular component: synaptic vesicle membrane; axon; dense core granule. The transcript is spliced from 9 exons.